Opisthorchis viverrini is the source of this 1119-nucleotide messenger RNA. RefSeq lists its product as hypothetical. Lineage: Eukaryota; Metazoa; Platyhelminthes; Trematoda; Opisthorchiida; Opisthorchiidae. The record is from RefSeq and is a predicted model, not a curated record. Gene Ontology annotation, biological process: neuropeptide signaling pathway. Gene Ontology annotation, cellular component: membrane. Bases 1 to 1119 code for a protein of 372 amino acids. Gene Ontology annotation, molecular function: G protein-coupled peptide receptor activity. The transcript has a single exon.
AUGGCUUCCGUCGGAGAGUUUUCUGCUUAUAAUUACAAAAACUGGCCCUAUGUAGAUAGUCCUUGGGAUCUGCUGGAACCCUGCAGAGAGGUAGAACUCGGUUUACCAGAAUCCAGUCAAACCAAAUGUGUCAUCUCAUCCAUUCUGGGUAACUGGUCGGCAUAUGUUCUUCCUUCGGUCUGUUCUGUUGGACUUGUAGGCUCAGUAGCAAUUGCUGUCGCCUUGUUUGCACACCCAAAGAGACUGACACGGCAAGUCCUAUUCAUCUCUUUCAUGCUUCUGGGUAAUGCAGGCACUAAUGUCUCGUUCGCCUGGUUUUGGAUGUUCCCGGCUAAAGGACUACCUUUUGUUACCAAUGGAACAGUCUACUAUUUCAUGCCGUACGAUUCCUUUGCAGCUUGUUUACUGUUCCGAUCAGUCUACUCAUUCACCAGUACCAUGAGUGUGAACUUUCUGUUACUAGCUAGUGUUGAUCGCUUCAUGAUAAUAUACUUUCCCGUGAAGUACGCCACCAUGAGUAAGCGUUACGGCUGGUACGUUUCAGGUUGCACUAUUUUACUUUCGAUUGUAUUGAUCAUCCCCGUGACGGCACAGAUUAGCCUGCACUAUGUGGGAGAUAAGCUAAUAUGCUGGUUCAACCCUCAUAAUACGUUUAUGGAAAUUUAUCAUAUCAUGAUUUCAAACUGUGCAGUUGUUCAACCGCUCCUCACUGGCGUCUUCAACCUGGCAUUCUUUAUUCGCAUUAGGAGAACCAUAUUGAAGCGCAGUUCCAAAAAUUGGACCAGAAGUGAACGAGCUCAAGUUCGGGCUUCUCUUUUGUUACUUAUUCUGUCUGCAAUCUACCUACUAUUUUCUGCACCGCAGACCAUUGCCUAUAUUGCUGCAUUCAUUCUGUCCAAAAAAAAUAAUGGUGUAGACUCCGCAGCACGGCUUGCCUACAACAUUGCUGAUAUUGGUUGGAAUUUGUACUUUCUACGUGAGUUGGCCAACAUUCUUGUGCUAUUCUGGUUCAAUUCUAUUAUUCGGCAACUAUUCCUUUCCCUUUUCCCUCGGAUUCCAAAAUCAUGGAUUGUUACGGAUGUGGAGACCACGGUAACCACGGGAAAGCCACAGCAUUAA